Molecule: messenger RNA, 354 nt
Organism: Diabrotica balteata
Lineage: Eukaryota; Metazoa; Arthropoda; Insecta; Coleoptera; Chrysomelidae
Source: the annotation of a GenBank genome assembly
AUGAAGUCUCGUGAAAGGGAAGAUAUAAGCGAUACUCCCUCCUUUGCGAUAUCCCGUGAACCAGGAUUCGGCUUUCCAAUUCGAGAAGGAAUGCCAGUGUCCUUAAAAUGCGACGUCGACGCAAAUCCAAAAGCAUUACCAAUAUGGCAAAAGGACGAUGGAGCUCCACCAGUCCAACAAACUUCUGAUGGAAUGUUAAACUUUACAGAAAUUAGAAGGGAACACAGCGGCUGGUAUAAAUGUAUUGCCAAACAUCGUUUAGGCAGAUUCUCCAGCAUCGGGUAUUUCCUUAAUGUUCGAUCUUUUGAUUUAGUAAAACCAAAACAAUCCUAUAAUUUGAGUUGCGAUUUUUAA